AGUCCAGCCAGCCGCCAUGAGGUUCCCGUUGCUCCUGGGGUUCUUGCUGGCAAGCCUGGAGUCCGUGCUUUUGGGUCCCCCUUGGAGAAACCGCCAGGAGCAGAGACAGGCGGCUGCAGGGAACACUGUGGUGCUGACUGUCAGCGGGGAACUCUGCCAUUUUCCUUUCCAAUACCACCGGCGGCUCUACCACCAUUGUACCCAGAGGGGCCGGCCGGGCUCCCAGCCCUGGUGCGCUACCACCCCCAACUUUGAUCAAGACCAGCGAUGGGGGUACUGCUUGGAGCCCAAGAAAGAGAAAGACCACUGCGGCAAACAUAAUCCCUGCCAUAAGGGGGGUACCUGUGUGAACACACCCCAAGGCCCCCGCUGUCUCUGUCCCGAGCUCUUCACCGGCAAGCACUGCCAGAAAGAGAAAUGCUUCGAGCCUCAGCUUCUCCGAUUCUUUCAUGAGAAUGAAAUUUGGUACCGGGCUGAGCAGGCUGGUGGGGCCAGGUGUCAGUGCCGGGGGCCCGGGGCCCAGUGCCAACUGCUGGCUGGUCAAGCCUGCCAGGCCAAUCCGUGUCUCAAUGGGGGACACUGCGUGGAAGUGGAGGGGCACCAGCUGUGUCACUGCCCUGAGGGCUAUUCUGGAAGCAUCUGCGAUGUGGAUCUUGAGACAAAUUGCUACGAAGGGCGGGGUCUCAGUUACCGCGGCAGGGAGCGGACCACGGUCUCGGGCGCUCGCUGUGAGUCCUGGACCUCGGAGGCCAGUUACAGCAACGUGAGCGUCGAGCAAGCGCGCCACUGGGGCCUGGGAGACCACGCUUUCUGCAGGAAUCCAGACAACGACACCCGUCCGUGGUGCUUUAUCUGGAUGGGCGACCGUCUAACCUGGGAAUACUGUCGCGUGCCACAGUGCCAGCCCCGGGGCCGGUUGAUGCCCCAAAUCCUUCCCGCACGCUGGAGACCCUCGGGGUACCCGGAGUCUCCCCCUCCCCCACCUUCACCCAGGCAGAAACCCGAGUCCUUGACUCCCACCGGGAGCUCAACUCAUCCCCCGACCACUGCCUCGCCCACUUUGCCCCAGAAGCAGUCGACCCCCUGGUCCAAGGUGCGCCAGGUGGAGCCGGAGGGUUGCGGCCGACGGCUCCGGAAACGGUUUUCCUCGAUGCGCCGCGUGGUCGGGGGGCUGGUGGCGCUGCCCGGGGCGCACCCUUACAUCGCAGCGCUGUACUGGAGCGACGGUUUCUGUGCCGGCAGCCUCAUCGCCCCGUGCUGGGUGCUGACGGCGGCGCACUGCCUGCAGAAGCGGCCUGCGCCCAAGGAGCUGACGGUGGUGCUGGGUCAGGAGCGCUAUAACGAGAGCUGCCAGCAGUGCCAGACGCUGGCCGUGCACUCUUACCGUUUGCACGAAGGCUUCUCGUCCACGACCUACCAGCACGACCUGGCCUUGCUGCGCCUGCAGGAGCGCGCGGACGGCAGCUGCGCCCUCACGUCGCCCUACGUGCAGCCGGUGUGUUUGCCCCGCGGCCCCGCAUCGCCAGCCCAAGACGAGAGCAUGGUGUGCGAGGUGGCAGGCUGGGGCCACCAGUUUGAUGGGGCGGAGGAAUACUCCAGCUUCCUGCAGGAGGCGGAGGUGCCUCUGAUCUCCCCUGAGCGCUGCUCGGCCCCCGAAGUGCACGGGACCACUUUUCUCCAGGGGAUGUUGUGCGCCGGAUUCCUGGAGGGCGGCACGGACGCGUGCCAGGGGGACUCCGGAGGUCCGCUGGUGUGUGAGAACGAGGACGCUGAGGACCAGCUCAUCCUUCGAGGCGUUGUCAGCUGGGGCUCUGGCUGUGGAGACCGCAAUAAGCCAGGUGUCUACACCGACGUUGCCAACUACCUGGCCUGGAUUCAGGAGCAUCUGGAUUCCUGAUCUCACCCAGGAAUGCGUCUUUUGCUCCUGGACGAGAUCAGGGAGCCGGUCGGGGCAGGAGUCUGGAUGGGCAAGGAACGCUCAUGCAUGCCACAAUCAAUAAAUAGCCUUUUGAGGGGUCCAGAGAGAUAGGACAGCGGGGAGGGUGCUAGCCUCGCACACUGCCCAUCCGGGUUUGAUUCCCAGCAUCCCAUAGGAUCCAUCAAGACCUCCAAGAGUGGGGGCUGGAGAAAUAGCACAGCGGGUAGGGCGCUUGCCUUGCACGUGGCUGACCCGGGUUCGAUUCCCAGCAUCUCACAUGGUUCCCCGAGCAUGGCCAGGAGUAAUUCCUGAGUGCAUGAACCAGGAAUAAGCCCUGUGCAUCGCUGAGUGUAACCCAAAAAGCAAAAUAAAUAAAUAAAUAAAUAAAAGACCUCCAAGAGUGAUCCCUGAGCACAGAGCCAGGAGUGUCAGCCCUGAGAACCUCCAGGUGUGGCCAAAAAACCAACCAAACAAAAAAUGACUAAAAAAGAGCUCUUUUGAGGGAAGGAUCUUGUGCUCUCGGUUAUAUCCCCAAGCACCGCCAGGGGUCACUCCUAAGCACAGGGCUAGGAGUAGCCCCUCAACACGGAUGAGCACAACCCCCAAACGCACCUGGGUACUCCU
Messenger RNA from Sorex fumeus (smoky shrew), 2542 nucleotides. It is a transcript of the gene F12, whose product is annotated as coagulation factor XII. Gene Ontology annotation, biological process: zymogen activation; blood coagulation. The transcript is spliced from 14 exons. Lineage: Eukaryota; Metazoa; Chordata; Mammalia; Eulipotyphla; Soricidae. The coding region runs from base 17 to 1897 and encodes 626 amino acids. Gene Ontology annotation, molecular function: serine-type endopeptidase activity; calcium ion binding. Gene Ontology annotation, cellular component: rough endoplasmic reticulum; extracellular region. The record is from RefSeq and is a predicted model, not a curated record.